Molecule: messenger RNA, 764 nt
Organism: Morus notabilis
Lineage: Eukaryota; Viridiplantae; Streptophyta; Magnoliopsida; Rosales; Moraceae
Product: ribosomal RNA large subunit methyltransferase E
Exons: 6
Coding region: 41-742 (233 amino acids)
Biological process (GO): RNA methylation
Molecular function (GO): rRNA (uridine-2'-O-ribose)-methyltransferase activity
Source: RefSeq, a predicted model, not a curated record
GGGGUUUUAACAUUUGCAGAGAAGAGGAGAAAGUUUAGAGAUGAGUGGGACAGGAUCUCCGGAUUUCUUCUACAGAGAAGCUCAACGCCUUGGCUAUGUCGCUCGCUCUGCUUUUAAGUUGCUUCAGAUACAGAAGCAGUACAAGCUCAUAACGCCGGGCUCAUCUGUUCUCGAUCUUGGUUGUGCUCCUGGUGCUUGGCUUCAGGUAGCUUGUCAGAACUUGGGUCCCCUCACAAAAGGUGGGGUUGUUGUGGGCAUUGAUGUUAAGAAGGUAAAGGUUCCUCAGCAUAACUGUGAUUCAAGAGUUCAGACUGUUUGUGCUGAUAUCAUGAACUUCUCCAGAGACCGAAUCAGAGCACUCUCUCCUCAGAAAAGUUUUUCUGUGAUACUUUCGGAUAUGUGUCCCCCGGUUUCUGGAAUCACUACCACGGAUUCAGCUAUUUCAUUUGAAUUAGGUAUGCGAGCGCUUGAUAUCGCUGUUGGUAGAGGUGCCUCUGCGCAGAUGGAGGGUUAUUUGGAAGGUUCGGCUACUUGUUCGAAUGAAGAGGACGAUAAUGGUGUAUUGCAGAAGGGGGGUCACCUUGUCAUUAAGCUUUUAGAGAGUGAAGAUGUGCAAGAAGUCAGGCGGAUCUGCAAACCAUUGUUUAGAAAGGCAUCGUGGUUGAGGCCUAAAGCUACAAGGUCGUCAUCAAGGGAGAUUUAUUUGAUAUGUCAAGGUCUGCAGUCACAGAAAAAGGUGUAGAAAUUAUGCAAACAACAGCUGG